GAGACACAUACACACAGAUGGAAAGAGACACAGAACCACCAAAAUAAGUCAAUAACGAUGCAAAAUGACCAAAGAUACAGACGAUCCUACUGGUGCCUGACUGUAUGGGGCGUGGCCUGUCAGCUCCACUCAGCUGUCAGUCACAGUGUGAGUCAUUCCUGUCUCUGCUCCCCUCAACAAGAAGAACCAAAGUACUGCUGAACAACAGUAUUCCUGUUCCUGCUGCUGCUGGAUGACUGAGCUGCACUGAGGUGAAAAUGAAGCGCUCCCUGGGGAUCUGUCUGGUGGUCUGCUCCGCUCUGAUCGGACUGGGCUCAGCUAUCCGCUGCUACAGCUGUAAGGACUACACAGCGAGCUGCUCCAAGCAGCGCGAGUGUAGCUAUGACGACGCCUGUCUCACCCUCAGCGAGAGAGGUGGGAUGACUUACCGCCAGUGUCUGAAGUAUUCAGACUGUGUGAGUAACGUUGAUCAAUAACUGUAUCGAUCAUUCCAGGUUUCCAGUUUCACCUUCAAGUGCUGCAACUCUGACCUGUGUAACUCCGCCCCCUCCUCUGCUGCGAGCUCUGUGAUAGGUCUGCUGGCCUCAGCGGCAGUCAUGUGGUGGUGCAUCCACUGAAGAGAACACCAGUCCGAUCAAUACAUUCAUACUGAACACUGAUCACAGAUCAAUAUAUAUGUGGAAAUACAUAUUUCAGUUGCUGAUUGAUUAUUAAAAGAGUUUGAUCAUGACACUGUUUGUAUCAGCUGUUUACAGGGAACUGCUCCUCUACUACCACCUUCAAAAUAAAAUGCAACUGAAACGUUCUUCUGUGCUCGUUAACUUCUGUCUAAUCAAUAAACGGUGACAACCCGGAA
Messenger RNA from Pseudoliparis swirei, 856 nucleotides. RefSeq names its product CD59 molecule (CD59 blood group) (gene cd59a). The record is from RefSeq and is a predicted model, not a curated record. The transcript has 6 exons. Lineage: Eukaryota; Metazoa; Chordata; Actinopteri; Perciformes; Liparidae.